CAGUAAGAAGAGGAGAGGAGACGGUGGCUGCUUCACCAUGGAUGGACUGAAGGACAUUUUGCGAAGGACAGAUGCUGAGUGGCCCUGCUUCUGUGAGAUGCUGAAGAGCAGGCAGACUCUUGGAGACAUGAACUGGUUCCUUCCAUCAUGAACAACUUGUUGAAUCCAGAUGCCAUCUUCUCAAACAAUGAGAUGAGCCUGUCGGACAUUGAGAUAUAUGGUUUUGAUUAUGAUUACACCCUAGUGUUCUACUCUAAGCAUCUCCACACCCUCAUCUUCAAUGCUGCUCGGGACCUUCUCAUCAACGAACAUAGGUAUCCUGUGGAGAUCAGGAAGUAUGAGUAUGACCCAAACUUCGCCAUCCGUGGACUCCAUUAUGAUGUCCAGCGGGCAGUGUUGAUGAAGAUCGAUGCUUUUCAUUACAUCCAGAUGGGAACUGUCUACAGAGGCCUCAGUGUUGUCCCUGAUGAAGAAGUCAUCGACAUGUAUGAGGGAUCCCACGUGCCCUUGGAGCAGAUGAGUGACUUUUAUGGAAAGAGUUCUCACGGGAACACCAUGAAGCAGUUCAUGGACAUCUUCUCACUGCCUGAGAUGACCCUGCUGUCCUGUGUGAAUGAGCACUUCCUGAAGAACAACAUCGACUAUGAACCCGUGCACUUGUACAAAGAUGUCAAGGACUCCAUAAGGGAUGUCCACAUCAAAGGAAUAAUGUACCGAGCAAUUGAAGCCGACAUUGAGAAGUACAUCUGUUAUGCUGAGCAGACCCGGGCGGUGCUGGCUAAGCUGGCUGCCCAUGGCAAGAAGAUGUUCCUCAUCACCAACAGCCCCAGCAGCUUUGUAGACAAAGGCAUGCGGUAUAUCGUGGGGAAGGACUGGCGGGACCUGUUUGAUGUGGUCAUAGUUCAGGCCGAGAAACCGAACUUCUUCAAUGAUAAGCGGAGACCUUUCCGGAAGGUGAAUGAGAAAGGUGUCUUGCUCUGGGAUAAAAUCCACAAGCUCCAGAAAGGGCAGAUCUACAAGCAGGGCAAUUUGUAUGAAUUUUUGAAGCUCACUGGAUGGAGAGGAUCCAAAGUGCUGUAUUUUGGUGACCACAUAUACAGUGAUCUGGCGGAUCUGACACUGAAGCAUGGCUGGCGCACUGGAGCGAUCAUCCCUGAGCUACGGUCGGAGCUCAGAAUUAUGAACACGGAACAGUACAUUCAGACCAUGACCUGGCUUCAAACCUUGACCGGGCUUUUGGAGCAGAUGCAGGUCCACAGAGAUGCUGAGUCACAGCUGGUUUUGCAGGAGUGGAAAAAGGAGAGGAAGGAGAUGAGAGAAAUGACCAAAAGUUUCUUCAACGCCCAGUUCGGGAGCUUGUUCCGUACAGACCAGAACCCAACCUACUUCCUGAGGCGCCUGUCCAGGUUUGCCGACAUCUACAUGGCGUCCCUGAGCUGUCUCCUGAACUACGAUGUUCACCACACCUUCUACCCCAGGAGGACUCCCCUGCAGCAUGAGCUCCCUGCAUGGUCGGACAGCCCCUCUGCCUUCAAAGCCCCACUGCUGCAGGAGGCUCAGGCCAAGUAAUCCUGUGUCUGCCUGAGGAAAAAGCCAGAAGCAGCCAUGGUCUCACAAAGGGUCCAGUGGGCCUGACAGCUGCUUUCCCAAAGAGUCAGAUAACACCUUUGUAUUUUUUCUACCUUACCACGAAUACUGUCCUGUUCAGGCAGAGACAGGAGCUGACUGCCUGGGUUCUGCCCUCCUCCACACAGUGAUGCGGCCUUGUUUACUAUGGAACCAACAUCAGGCCUUCUGAGACUAGUGAGGCCUCUUGAUGCUGUCUGUUCAGCAGGUCAAGAGAUGACACAUCUUGAUUCUGUGAGACAUUUUUUGGUUGUUUACAAGCGGAGCACUGGGGACUGUAAGGGCAUGGUGACACCUGCAGCCGGUUAGUUCCCAGUCUGCUGGUGUGAGGUUUUUGCAGACUUUUACACACAUUGCUCCAAGAGACCAGAGCUCCCAGAAUGACUUUGUUGAGGAAGAACAAGAAGCGUUUGUCCUCAGUGUGAACUUGCUUUGCCUGCCCCGGGCUGGUGAAGGGGUGAUGGGCGGGUUCCCUCCUCCUCCUUCCUUUCCCCACUGGGAGUGGGUGAGGAGUUGGCAGCUCUAGUUAAAAUUGCCUUUCAGCUGGGGGGGUGGUUGGGCAUUGUAGAGUCAAGAAGCAAAGCUGUGGGGCUCAGUCUGCAGUCAGCGCAAGUCUGUACUUGGGACACAACAGCUCACUGGUGAAAUUUCACAUUUCAGGCUGAGAGCCAAGCUCACAAGAGGGGCAUCUCUUCCUCCCUCCCUCUGGGGGAGGAAUCCUUUAUUAUGUCUGCUUUGCAGUGUCAUUGAACAUAUUCAAUGCCCCAAGGGCCAUGGGAGUGGCUGCUGUUAGGGGACACAGUCCUGUGUAACGUGUUUUCGUUGCAGAUGCCCAUAAGUGCUUGUGACUAGAUCAGCCUUGUCUCAUGUCACCUGGCUCAUUUUAAACUUCUGCGCUAAUGUGGCGCUGCUGCUGCCGCCAUAGCUGCUCUUCUUUCCCUGCCUCCCCCUCUCCCCUCCACCCCCCCUCUCCAGUUAGGGUCUUGCUGUGGAGCCCAGGCUGGCCUUGGACUCAAUCCUCCUGCCUUAGUCUCCUGAGUGCUGAAUUACAGGCAUGCAUCUGUGGUAUGGCAUAUACUUGUGGUGAGUGCUUGCAAUCUGGCAUCUUUACUACAAUAAGUAGAUCGUAACUAGCUGUUGUAGACUGCUCACUGGCCUUUUGUAGGCUGCCUGUCAAAACACAGAAGUUAAACGAGCCAUCAAGCAUUCACUGUGUUGCCAUGGGGAUCUUUGAUGUUUGUACUGAACAUCAUCCCAAAGGUGACCAUUCAGACCCCCUUCUCCUGUGUUGUAUUCUAAGCACUGGGGUUCAGCGGUCUGCUCUUUUUUAGGGCAGGAUGGGCAUUUUCCUGUUUUCUUGUUCCCCAGUGUUAGCCACUAAGGGUUUUGGCAGCUGGAAUCUAAUGCCGGCAGGUGAUGUUCAACGCUGCUCAGGUCUCGAAACGAUGCUGCUACUCAGGAUGUUCCUAACUUGUGCUGUGUAGGAGCAGAAUGAAGAAGUUCAAAAAGAAUUUUUGGUCUAAUCAGAUAUUCUUCAGCCGUGUAGACUAGAUGCCGCUUACAGGUGGGUUUGUUUACUCAAGAAUGAAGUAGAACUGCUCUCUUGAAUGCUUACAGUAGGUGACCAAAGCCUUGGGGGAGGAAAACAUCUUCUGGGUAUGAGCAAUGAAUUUUACAGUCUAUUCCUGUGUAGAAGAGUCACAGUCUUGAGGACACGAAGUGUCACAGUAUUGGGAUCAGCUGUACCAUGGCCCAGUAAAGUGCAGUGGCAGACCAGUGCUCUGGUAGUGUGGUCUGUGUAGCAUCCUUGUAGGAAGAACAGGGGAGUUUCCACUGUGGUGUUGUCCUUGUCUGGUGCAGUCAGGACAAGUUUUAACUUGUCAUAGGGACUCUUGGCUGGUGUCUUGUUCUUUUGUGUGCACACUGAUGACAGAAUAUAGGGAGGUAGAUUUUUUCCCACCUUAAAAAAAAUCAAAUUAUAAAGCAAAUAAUCUUUGUUGUUUUCAAGACAGGGUUUCUCUGUGUAGUCCUGCCUGUCCUGGAACUCACUCUGUAGUCCAGACUGACCUUGAACUCAGAGAUCCACCUGCCUCUGCCUCCCCAGUGCUAGGAUGAAAGGAGUGUACCACCCCACCAUCAAUAAAAUUAUUUUUACUAUCUUUAAAAUUAUAGUUGCUUUUUGACAUUACUUACACUGAUUUUCUAAGAAUCAUGUGGACAAAAAUUCAGUCUAAGGGCAGUCCAGGCCAGCAAGGUUUGUGGUGUCAUCGGGCCACCCAAGCAAUUUGUACUGCUGGGUUUUCCCAGAGUUGCCUUUUCAGGAGAGCGCUGGCUUUAAAAUACUUUAGGUGUUGGGCAUUCGAAGCUCUUGCUGUCCUCCUAGACUAGCAUACCCUCUUCCCUCCUUCCUUCCCCCUGUCUUCCUUCUCCUCUCCCUCCUCACUGUCUCUUUUCUCCUCCGCUCCAUCCUCUCCUUUCCUCCUUUGGCCUCUGCCCUCUACCCAUGCCUGUCUCUGGCCCCUCAUCUCCUUUGCUUUCACCAUUAAUACACCUGCUUCUGAUUUGGUUAGAUCUCAGACUAAAUUACUAGUUGCUUUGAAUGCAUCAGCCCUCUUAUUUAUUGCAAAGGAGAAGUGAAAAGCAGUUACCUAAUUUAGCUUUGGGUGAACAGAACGGUUUUCCCCUCCUCCCUCUUUCCCUCCCCUCCCCUCCCCUCAGCAAGUGCUAAACACUGAAAUUCCACUUUGUCAAAACACUCAUUUGCUGUCAAAAACCUACUUGCGGCGGGGGGGGGGGGUGUUCCCCCCACCAGUCAAUAUAUUGCCAUGGCUGGGUUGGAAGUCACUUUGUAGAACAGGUUGGCCUAGAACUUACAGAUAUCUGGUUGCCUCUGCCCCCUGCAGAGUGUUGGGAUAAACGGCAUGUACCACCAUGCCUGGCAUGGUGUCCUUUUAUUUGGUAUGUUUUUUUUCCCUUUCUCCUUUGUUUCCUUCUGUUAUUUAUUUAUGUAUGUUUUCGGCCUUAAUGUUUGGGAGCUAGGUUAAGUUCAGCUAACCUUUCGGGCCACUGAUAGGUAGAGGAAUGAAGCCCUUCUAAUAAGGGAACCAUUUUGAUUUUGCAGGCCACUGGCACUGCUGCUCCUGUGGGGAUGGGCACACAGUUCCAUUGGGAUUUGAUUCACCAGCACAGGCUCUUGCCUAUGGCCUGCUGUCUCCUGCUUUGAUGGCAGGGUUCUUUCCUGAGAACACAUGGGAGAGCAGCCGAGCAGCCUGGGUACAACUAGUGCAAGGUCUGGGCAGCGUGCUCUGUCCCCUUAGGAGCCAGUCUGCCACAUGGUUCUCCAUAUAGCCUGUGGUAAAGACUGUCUGUGUUUGCAGUACCUGCCAAGAUUGCUUCCCCGUGUGGCUUUGAGCUGCCUGUUGUUGCCCUUGUUAAUACUGGGCUGGGCUCAGGACUGAUGGCUAAUUCAUCCCAUCUGCUGGGCGUGCAGCUGGCUGAUGUGUUGCUCUUGGAGAAUUUCCUUGAUGCACAGGCCUCCUUGCUCUAGAUCACACGCCUUUCUUGGGGAUGAAUGAUCCAUGACUGUUCCAUGUGAAGGUACUCUGGCCUCUCCAACACUAGUAUGAGACAGCUCCAGAGCUCCCUCUGGGGCCACCCAGGCCUCCUUGUCCUUGCCUUGCAUUCCCAAAUCCACCCUACCAACUGGUCAGCCCCUUCCCUUGCCAGAUGCCUCUCCUGGCAAUACUCCAUGUGAGAGUUUCCUGCAUGAAGCACUUGUUUCUAGUCUCCUCCUUCAGCACUGCUCCUGUGUUUUCUGUUAGUACAAGAGUGAGCUCCAAUGUAGUACCUGUGUCGUGGAAUGAUAGAUUGUGCCCGUGUGGUACCAGGCACAAUAAAUGCAAAGUAGGUUUAUUAUUUAUUUGGAAUGUGAAUUUGCUAUUUAUUCUAAAUGUUGAUUAUAUAUGUUGUGAUAAUAACUUAACAGCCAAAUAAAGCUUGAAUUGGAUCUCCUG
Cricetulus griseus (Chinese hamster) is the source of this 5639-nucleotide messenger RNA. Lineage: Eukaryota; Metazoa; Chordata; Mammalia; Rodentia; Cricetidae. The record is from RefSeq and is a predicted model, not a curated record.